Ostrea edulis (European flat oyster) is the source of this 4344-nucleotide messenger RNA. RefSeq lists its product as uncharacterized. Lineage: Eukaryota; Metazoa; Mollusca; Bivalvia; Ostreida; Ostreidae. Bases 1 to 4344 code for a protein of 1447 amino acids. The record is from RefSeq and is a predicted model, not a curated record. The transcript is spliced from 3 exons.
AUGAGUGAUGGUGAAGAACACCCAGUUAUAGGACGACAACGAAAGAGAGUCAUGACAGAAAAAGGAUUGACAUAUCAUCUCGAACAUCGAUGCAAGUUCAGGCAGAGAGCUGAUAAGGAGCUUUCCAACUUAAAAGAACUGGAACAAAGUGAAAUAAAUGACCAAGAAUUAGAUGAAUCUCUCGUAAACAAGGAUGAACAUUUUCACAGUGAGAUAUCUGAAAGAAAGGAAAUUGUGACACUUAACCCGUACGCUCCUUCGUGGGAAGACCAAAGGAACUAUUUUCAGUCAUGUGCAACAUCCAAUGUUGACACUCGUCAAAUGCCACAAAGUACACCAUAUGUACCCCAACUUACCAGUGCUUUUCAUAGAAGAUCUCAGGAUCAGUCAUACAGAGCAAGGAAUAUAUCAGGAGAUAAUUAUAGUGCAUAUAUUCCUACUCCACCUCGCAUGGAUGAAAAUACUAUAUACAGCAUUUCUCCAAAUCAGCAACCGUGUUCCACACUUCCACUACCAGUUCCAAACUAUGGUAAUCAUGAGAUGCUUACAGUAGCACGUGAACUGAACAAACCAAAGGCAGAAAUACAAAAAUUUGAUGGAAAUCCUAUGGAAUAUCACAGGUUUCUACGACAAUUCAACACAAGAAUUUGUGAAAAUACUGAUUCUUAUGUGGAGCGACUGAACUUUUUAUUACAAUUCACCAUAGGCGAAGCACACAAAAUCGCGUUAGGAUUUUCUCACAUGAAUGCAGAAAAUGGCUACAAUGCAGCACUAGAGGAAUACAAGGACAGAUAUGGAGACCCUGAUAUUAUAGCCCAAGCUUAUGUGAAAAAGGCAUUGGAUUGGCCUAUUAUAAAACCAGACGGUGCAAAGGACACGUACGGAAUUUUCCUCAAAGAGUGUCAGUUCGCAAUCCAAAAUGUGGAAGCUGUCAGAAUAUUAGAAUAUUCAGAAAACUUGAAACAGUUAGUGAAAAAGUUGCCUUAUUACUUGCAUGAAAAAUGGAGAAAUAUAGUGUACGAACUGAAGCAAAGAAAAGAAAUCGUAAAGUUCCAUCAUCUUGUCAACUUCGUUCACAAAGAAGCAAAGAAAGCCACAUACCCAAUUUACGGAAGAGAAGUCAUGAGCACUUCAAAGGCAGUCGUUAAAAAUUCACAGGAUAACCAAACUGGGAAAAUAACAAAGUUUUCUACUACACACAAAAACUUUGCAAUUACAACAAAGGAACCAUCUAAGGAUUCAGAAGUAUGCGAUAAUGAAAACACUACACAAAAGAAGUCAAGGACAGGAAUCGCAUUUACAAAGCCGUUUGCAUUUUGUCAAGAAACUCAUACCAUGAAUAUUUGUAAAAAAUACAUAACCUUGUCCCUGAAGGACAGAUAUACAUUCUUGAAGUCAAAAGGACUGUGUUUCGGUUGCUUGAGAUCUGGUCACUUAAAGAGUAAUUGUCAACGGAAGUUGUCUUGUGCACAUUGUAAGAAACUUCACCCUAGCGUUCUUCAUGUUGACCCUCAGAAGAAAAAUGAAGGUUACGGAAUACCAAGUCAUUCAAACAGUGGCAGUGGAGCAACAUCAUUGUCAGUGGCUGCUCAUAUGGGGGCUGGAGACUCCGUAAAGCAAGCACUCCCCAUUGUACCUGUUAGACUAAAAUCUAAAUGUAGUGAUAAAUAUCUGACAACUUACGCUUUCCUAGAUUCUGGUAGCAAUGCUACAUUUUGUUUAGAGUCACUUACCGACUUGUUGAACGUGGAAGGAAAGAGAACCAAAUUGAAUUUAGUUACUAUGGGACAGGAAAAGGUUCACGACAGUUACGUUAUUUGUGGUUUGGAAGUGAGCGACCUAAAUGGUGACAAUACCAUUGAGCUACCACCUGUUUUUACACAAUCUACAUUACCAGUGUCCAAGAAGGAUGUGAUUUCCCUGGAAGAUGUGAAAAGGUGGCCACACUUACAUGGUGUUGAAUUGAAUGUGAUCGAUUGUGACAUUGGACUUCUGAUCGGAGUAAAUGUGCCAAAAGCAUUGGAGCCUUGGGAAAUUAUUCCCAGUGCUAGUAAUGGACCCUUUGCAGUGAAAACAUUACUAGGUUGGGUUAUCAACGGACCACUUGAAGUGAUUAUGAAUAAUGACAACUACAGUACAUCGGUGUCUGUCAAUCGCAUUGAUGUAAGGAAACUGGGAAAACAGAUUCGUGACCAAUUUAACUAUGAUUUCAGUGAGAGAAUAAUUGAUGAUGUUCAUGAACCAUCCAAAAAUGACAGGAAAUUCUUAGAACGUGUAUCUAAUUCAAUUCGUUAUGAGAAUGGUCACCAUACGAUUGGACUUCCUUUUAAGUAUGACAAUGUGAGCUUAUCAAACAACAGGAAGCAAGCCGUCCAAAGAUUGUCGUUUAUUGCCAAACGAUUCAACCGUGAUAAAAACCUUCACAAAGAGUAUUGUGAUUUCAUGGACAAGAUCAUAAGUGAAGGAUACGCCGUCAAGGUACCAGCUGAAGAACUCGGUCUAGAUGACGGAAGAGUGUGGUAUUUGCCACACCAAGGAGUUUAUCACCCAAAGAAAAGGAAGUUGAGAGUGGUGUUCGAUUGUGCAGCUAGAUAUCAAGGCACUUCAUUAAAUGACCAACUUCUACCAGGACCAAAUCUGACUAAUACACUUGUCGGUACACUAUUGAGAUUCAGGCAAGACGAGAUCGCAGUGAUGGGAGAUAUUGACAGUAUGUUCCAUCAAGUACAUUUACCUCGUCAAGAUAACAGUUUUCACAGAUUUUUGUGGUGGAUGGAUGGAGAUACCAGUAAGCAAACCAAUGAGUAUCAGAUGGUCGUGCAUUUGUUUGGUGCAUCUUCAUCACCCAGUUGUGCCAACUAUGCUCUAAGGAAAACUGCCAAAGAUUCUGAAGGACUUUUCGAUACCGAGGUUAUCAAUACUGUGAUAAGGAACUUUUAUGUAGACGACUGUCUCAAGUCAGUUAAAACUGUUGACGAUGCUGUCAGUUUAGUUAAGAAUUUGCAAAAAUUGCUAAUGAAAGGAGGAUUUCACAUAGCGAAGUGGAUUAGCAACAAUAGAGACGUCAUGAUGUCCAUUCCAGUUUCAGAAAGAGCAAAAGAAGUGAAGGAUUUAGACUUAGAUCAUGAUACCCUUCCAAUGGAGAGAGCUCUAGGAGUACAGUGGUGCGUGGAAUCGGAUGCAUUUUGCUUCAAAAUUGAAGUAAAGGAACAACCGCUUACUAGGAGAAGAAUAUUAUCGAUGAUAAGCAGUGUAUUUGAUUCUUUGGGAUUCUUGGCACCAUUCGUAUUGAGGGCAAAGAAAAUACUCCAAAAUUUCUCCAAACUUCAACUUGGAUGGGAUGAUGAAAUUCCUGAGAACCUUGCUAUACAGUGGAACAAUUGGUUCAGUGAUUUGCAAAAAUUAUCUAAUUUCACGAUAGAAAGGUGUAUAAAACCCGUUGGAUUCGGAACGUUGUGUUCUGUUCAGUUACAUCAUUUCGCGGAUCAAACUACCAUUCCAAGGCUAGAAGUGACAGCAGCAACAGUUGCUGUGCGCACAGACAAAAUGUUGAAAGCAGAAUUAGACAUUCCUAUAGACGAAAGUAUGUUCUGGACAGAUAGCACGACCGUGUUGCGUUAUAUAGGAAAUGAGACGUCUAGAUUUCAAACAUUCGUAGCAAAUAGACUCGCUGUGAUUCAUGAGGGAUCAAGACCAUGUGAAUGGCACUACAUUAAUACCAAACUCAACCCUGCAGAUUAUGCAUCAAGAGGACUCUCUGCAGAUGAGAUCAUACAGCAUGACUACUGGAUCAAGGAUCCUGACUUUUUAUGGGCUCCAGCUGAACAAUGGCCAAAAACACCACCAGGAAUACUAGAAGGAACGACGGAUGUUGAUCCAAAAGUUAAGGCAUGUGUCAGAGCUGCAGUAGCCAAUAUACAAAAACCAAGUGAUGUCAUGGAGAGUGUUAACAAACUACUCAAUUAUCAUUCGUCUUGGUACAGCCUAAGGAAGAGUGUCACAUGGAUUCUGAAGAUACGCAAAGAACUGUUACGUCGUAUCCAACAAAGGAGUUACAAAAGUGGUGGUGAUGAAUCAUCCGACGUCAAAGUCCCUUCUACACAUUACAACAUGGGACAUAUUUCAUUUCAAGACUUGACAGAAGCGGAAACUGCUAUUUUGUCUUAUGUUCAACAUAAAACAUUUGCUGAUGAACUACAUACACUUGCGGAUAAACAUUCAUAUGUGAAACGAAGCAGUUGUAUACGAAAACUUGACCCGGUUUUGGAUAAAAACGAUGGACUUUUGCAUGUCGGUGGACGACUUCACAGAGCCAGUAUGCCAGCAGAAAGUAAACAUCUUUGA